GUUUGAUUCACUUUAGCAAGUAGCAUUAUGUAGACAGAUUGUAUAAAUUAUGUACAUAGAAGAUUAUCUCCCUUCAGUCUCCUCUCCCGAGUCCCAACGGUCUUCUCUCUCUCCUCUCCCAAGAUUUAAAUUUAUUCUCUCUCUCUCUCCCUCUACAUGGCCAAGCCGCGUAAUUCUCCAUCAUCCUCCUCCGACCGCCGCCAAUGGGAGAGAAUCUUCAACGCCCUGGUCGAGUUGAUGAAAUCUCAGCAGUCCCAGAUCGAAACCCUAGUCGACGACCGCAAGUUCCUCGAGCAGUACAUCCAUCUCCAGCACGAUCACUUCUCUUCGAGAGCCCGCUUCCUCGAGUCCCACAUCGCUCAGUUGAAGAAAGAGGAGGCGAAAGGCCGCAAGAUUCAGACAGCGAAGGUCGACCUGAUGGUGGAAGCGAAGCAGAGGGAUGUGCUUUGGUAUAAGAAGCAAUAUGAACUUGCUGAGUCUGAUUUGGAGGAUUUUCGUGUUUGUGUGGAAGAUUUGAGUUCUCAGAUCUCAGAGUUAAAGGAGAAACUAAUAACCGGAGAAGCUGGUAAAAGUAGAAAAGGAGUCGGAGACUCGAGCCAUGGGGACAAUUCAAAAGAAGAAGAAUGGUGUAUGGAAGCUUUAAAGGGAGAUUUAAGAAAGUUGAAGCAUUCCUAUAAAAAACUCAGUUCGAAGAAGGAGGCUGAGGUUUCUUCCUUGUUAGCAGAGAAGGAUUUCGUGUGGAAUCAGUUAAAGAAAAUGGAGAAUGACUACAUUACUGCUCUCAAGAGUAGGAAAAUUGAACUUGAGCAUGCUAAUGAAGCUGUAGAGAAGCUUCAAAAUAAUUUGCAGAACUUGCAGAAGUCAGCCGAUGAGAAGGAUCAAAUGAUAGCUGAACUACACUCGUUGGCAAAGGAGAAGGAUGACACAAUUGCUAAAUUAAGAGAUGAUUUGUCCAAGCUCGCAAAAUGCACUAUUGGGAAAUCCAGACUUUCUAAGGAAAACUCAGAAAGUGCUUCACAGACACCAUCCGAGAGUAAUCCAAGAAAGAGUUCAAGGAAACGUAAAUCAGAAAGUACAGAACAAGGCACAACUCAGAAGCAUAAACGCCGUCUAUCUGAUGAUUCUCCUGUAACAGGAGCAUCUGCUCCAGUCCAUGCGCUUGUGCGGUGUUCGAGCAGGAGAACAGCAGCCUCUGCAUCAAUGGAAAGGCCACCAUUGUUUCACUCAAAUUUUAAGGUUCCAAAGCUGAAGAACUCUCCUCCUCUAGUACUGUAAUGUAUAACCAUCAGCUGUAUUAUUUGUUGUAUCUAUACGUCUUAUUGUCUCAUUAUUGCUUACCGGUGCUAAGCUCUGUAAUUUAUGUAUAAUUAACUCACUAAAUAUCCUUUCAGCUAAAGGCGACACUGUCAUUGUAGUGUAUAAGCACGGCAACUAUCUUCAUACUGUCAUUCUAGUGUAUAGGCGCUGUAUGUCAUAAGCCACAUUAUGUACUUUUUUGUUACAAAAUUAUUUGGAAUUUUAUCAACAAUUCCUUCCUCUUCCUUCCA
This is a messenger RNA of Asparagus officinalis (garden asparagus), 1547 nucleotides long. RefSeq names its product centromere-associated protein E. NCBI's taxonomy places the organism in Eukaryota, Viridiplantae, Streptophyta, Magnoliopsida, Asparagales, Asparagaceae. The transcript has 5 exons. The record is from RefSeq and is a predicted model, not a curated record. The coding region runs from base 157 to 1275 and encodes 372 amino acids.